ACGUUGAAAUUUGAUGAUAUCGCGCUUGUUUCAGCACAUCAAGCUGAACUGGCGAGUAUAAUGCCCAGAAACGAUGUGCAAGGAAUUGCAGCUUCAAAACGUGCAACGGUAAAUUGUAUCACCGAACGACUCGGCCGUCCCGGAUCUCAGACUGGAGUUGCACUUGCAAGGUUUCUAUAG
Anisakis simplex (herring worm) is the source of this 180-nucleotide messenger RNA. The record is from the annotation of a GenBank genome assembly. NCBI's taxonomy places the organism in Eukaryota, Metazoa, Nematoda, Chromadorea, Rhabditida, Anisakidae.